Molecule: messenger RNA, 10110 nt
Organism: Anopheles marshallii
Lineage: Eukaryota; Metazoa; Arthropoda; Insecta; Diptera; Culicidae
Exons: 1
Coding region: 1-10110 (3369 amino acids)
Source: RefSeq, a predicted model, not a curated record
AUGGCAACAUCUAAUACACAACCAGAGCAUUACGCGCUGCAAUUACCCGCGACCCUAGUGACCAACGCUCAUAUGCAUGAUGUAAUCGAAGUGAAAAAAGUGGCCAAUACCACUCUGUUUGUGCGAGUAAACCGUGCUUUACUGAUUUGUGAGCUAUCCCGAGGCAGUUACGAGGAAGUGCGUCGCAGAGAUAAUUUCUUCGGUUUGACCAAUAAGCAUGUCAACUACCCUUGGGAUGUAUAUGAGCCAUCGUCGCUUAUCAUACGAAACCCCACGGGAGUUGAGGUGUAUAAGUGGGAUGAUCGCAAUCUAACGCUGCAGUACAGGAUAUCGAAAUAUCAUGAUCACUCGGGUUAUGGUUUGCCCGAAAACACGUUUCUCUUCGGCAAGAUCUUUCCCUCCGAAGAACACAUUGGUAUUGUAUCGCGCCUCGACACAGACGUACAAUUUCGUUCGAUUGCCCUGAACGAGUCUAAGUCUACCAUCAAAGCGUUAAAAAAAUCACCCGUUUUGGACGACGAAUGGGCGACACCUACCAGUGCAUUAUGUUUGGUAGAACAUUUGGACAACAGCACACAGCAGACGAUCGCUCUACGCACCAAAUCAGAACUGAAAUUGUUUCGUUUCGAUAAUCAGUAUGAGUUGCAGCAACUAGCGGCUGUGCAGGAAUUCCCUCCAUUGGAUAGUGAAUAUGAUCGAAUAAUGUUUGCGAAGUUCGAUCAAACACGGUUUAACGAUCUGCUGCAUUUCUCAACUGACGGUCUAAAGAUAUAUCGUUACAAUACGACUGCAUCAGCGUACGAGAAGAUAUUCUACACAACGGCUUUUUCGAAAUUACGUGGCUGGAAUAGCCGUAGUGUGGAGGCUAUUACAUCAGUGGACAUUGAUGGUGACGGAUACGAUGUGCUGGUAUGUAGCGGCCCCAAAGGAUUGGACAUUCUACGGCCUCAUUCUACAUCCGCCGGAUUUGAUUUCGAUAAUGUGUUCCACGAAACAGUGGCAAACCAAACGGUACGCUAUUCGUACCUGAAGCUGGUUCAAAACCAAGAAUAUUCCAAAAAUCUAGAAAUGCUCCUACAUACAUCGAAUGGUUUAACAAAGGUGAACACAGAACGGCUAGACAUCGGUGAAGCAACUAAACCUAUAGAUGCAUCGAAAUCGAUAACACCCAAGAAGGAAGAAGAACCAGUGAUCAUCCCGGAAAUUGUUACCAACCAUUACCAUGCUGGAUGGUUGCACGAUCAACUUGAUUUGAGCUCCGUACUGCAACCAAUCAACCCUUAUAAUGGGGAGGUCGAGUUGAUGCUGCCGAUAGUCGACAUUCCCGCACCAUUUCAAAUACCGAUACGGAAAAUUAUCCAAUAUAAAAACAUAGACUACAACAACGAGCUCGGACGCGGUUGGUCAUUUCCUCUGGACUAUAUAGCACUGGAUCGACAAUCUAGCGCCUUCGUGCAAGAUCACGUCUAUUCGCUGCUUAAGGAAAACCAACGGAUCAUACUAGUGCAUCAACCCAAACUCGAGCAGGACGUAUCUUCGGAACACAUGUCCUUCACCAUUGACGGCUAUCCCGACAUUCAGAUCGUUUUCCAUGCCACGCGCAACUUCUGGAAGGUGACGAUCGACAACCGGACGAUGACGUACAUCGCGCUGAGGCAGUUUCAAACGACGAUCGCAUGCCCAAUGUGGCCGUUGUGUGGUAGUGAAUCACGUCAAACCCAAUCAUACGCUACAAGGUGGUAUCUGAGCGUGGAAGAAAUUACCGGCACUGAAGUGAAAACGCUUUAUUUCUAUGACAUAGUUAAGAACAAAACCGACAUACGUCUCACAUCCAUUGAGCUGUUCAACGGUGCACUAGUAGAGUUAAGCUACACCGAUGAUCGCAUCACACAACUCUCUGUGCUAGUGCAACAGUUUGCACAGCACUUAACCUUUCACUACAGCGACAACAAACAGUUGCUGCGGGCGAUUAAACAAAGCAACUACAACGUCUUCGAGUUUGAAUACGACCCGCAGAUGCGACUGUCGACAAUUAUCUACCCAAACGGUGCCAAAUGGACGCCGGUAUACACACCAAUUCCAAUCAAUGCCACAUCGCUCAAGAAAACCAUACCGAUCGACUUCGAUGGCUCCAUAUACUACGGGCCGGACUACGUCAUUAUUGUCGAUGCAAAUCUCACCGACGGGCGGCUUGUUCUGCACUUCCGCGAUCCGCUCGGUGCGAGCGGUUCAGGCAAAACGGAUAGCACCAAAACAAUUUACGCUUUAAGCGACAUCAAACGGUACGUCGUGCAUGCGAUAGAAAAUUUGAUCGCAGUGGUCAUUAUCUACGAUUCGUCCAAAGAUGUUGCUAUUCUGCACUUCGCAAACGGUAUGUGGCAGCACAAAAAAUAUUACGAACAGUUCCCGCUUGACGGUGUUGUUACCGCCGCCAACACGUUUAUCCUGGUGUCCGAUCUGAAAUCAUUACGAUUGGUGACGACCACAAGCGAUCAUAAGUAUAGUGAAGAAGUGCUGCGCGAGGAACUGCCAGCAAACUUUGCGGUAAAAGCGUUCCCCCACGGAUAUGCAACGUACGAGCAAGAGCUUCAAAUAUCGUUGCUUCAAGCAAAUGGCAAAUGGCUACACAUUAAAGCAGACCCGGAGAAGGUGAACUUUUUCGACGAGAUUGAUAAUUUUGUAACUUCCUUUGCCAUUAGCAGCGAGCUGGGCCAGACCAUCCGAAAGGGUCUUGUUGCGGACAUGCUAGGGGACUACAAGCAAGCAAUCAUACUAAAAGCUCCCGUGCUGCGGAACGAUGUGCUCGAGAUUCAUGUACGCUUUUUCAUGCUCAAUCUCAACGAAAAGCCGAAAAUAUUUGACUACUACACCGCGAAAGUUCCACACGCCGUUAUGAGCGCUUUUAACUACACGGUGAGUACGGAGCAGAACGAUAAAUUCGUGCUAGGAUACCGGUUGGAGAACAAGAAGUACCAGCUGAUGGUGAAAAAAUCCAGCGGUCCGCAUGCAGUUGAGCUUAAUAAGUAUCUGAACGAGGCGAAAAAGAGAAUGGCACAGCAUUAUCAAGGCAGCCGAGAGUACAACAAUAUUUGGAAAGAGGCCAAAAAAACAACCCGCGAAGAAAGUCUGCGCAUAUAUCAAAAGGUGAAGGAUGCGGUCGUUUUCGCGAUCGAUCUCUCGCAGUUUGGACUGCUCACCAACCGGGACGGUGUCGUUACCGGUAGUCAUCAGAUCACGUACGAUGGAUUGCACUGGAACCGAACGUACCUAGACGAGGAUACGAUACGCCUGCGUAAGGUGAACCAGAGUUUGACUGCUGAUUAUCGAUUAGUAAAAGCGCAUGCACAAGACACGUUCAAGAUUGUUUCCGCGACAAAUGGAGCGACGGUUUUCGACACGAAUUCCACCAAAUCGGAAGAGAUCCAGCUGAUCACGCCGUACUAUGUCCAGACACAGCCGAAGAACAGUCCACUGAGGGUGUACUUUUUUGCUAGCAACGAAACGGUUACCUUCCCAGUGGAGGAAACGCUUAACCGUGCGAGUAAUCAGAUUGCACUCAUCACCACUAGCCAUGUGAAACAAACCGCACAAGCGUUGUUGUUCCGAUGCGCCAAAUAUUUCCUCAACUCGAACAUAACCGUGCUGGGAAGUCAAACGAUAACAUCCGCCGACGAAACGGUCCAUACAACAGAGUACGUCUAUGACGCACAGGACUUGCAGCUGUCCGUGGAUGGAGUGAUGUUUCGUAAAAUUAAAAUAGCUCCCGGUGCUGACCGUGCCCGUUACGGUUGGUACGAGCAGAGCGUUGAUCUUGCGACGGGCAACACGGUUAGGAAAGCGUACACGGCUGAUGGUCAAGAGGUGCUGGAUAGAAAGUUGCGCGACCAGGAAGCAAAACGUCGUCAAUCCGAAGAACAGAGCUCGCCCAGCCGGAGUGUUCUCGAGAGGAUGAUUAUGGAUGUGAACGAGCGUGUUACUGUUGUUGAUUUGGCGCCGUACCGCUUGCUGGACGAGAUGGUAUCCUACUAUGGCUUUGAGUCCUACGAGAAAAACCUCUUCGGUAAAGAGAAACAGUGGAGUUUUGAUCAAAAGUGGCUCAAAACGGAACAUCAAAACCGUUUUCUGUCGUUGAAAGGACGAGAGCAUAACCUAACAGCGGAAUUUGAGCCACUCGAGCCCCAUAUCAUGUUUGUGGUGUCCUGCUGGUUACGAUCUUCGAAACCUGGGAAGCUCGGUGACACGGUCGACGUGCUAAAUGUGGACGUAACCUACGCGCCGGAAGGCAGGAAAGUGAUGACUUCUAACAAGGCAGAGAUAAAACAACGCAUCGGAACAUGGAACUACGUGGAAGCGAUAGUCGACACGACACAUUUUCCCACGGAAAAGAAACUUCGGUUUGUAAUCGUGCUGGCCCCGACUACCACACAUCCGUCCAUCGAUAUCGAUCAUAUCCGAUUUUCACCCCUUGGCAUGGCAUUCGAGGCUAAAAUUUACGAGUCUGGCAGAGGAGAAGUAAGCGCAGUACUUGGUACGUCCGGAUUGAUGAAGCAAUACUUCUUCAAUGGAAAAGGCAUGAAAACGGUCACCUUUUCCGAGCACGGUAUGGUGGAGCGGUUUGUAACAGAUUCGAAAGUUUUGUACACUCGCCAGUCGAACCGUAGACCGUGUGUUAUAGAGAUGAAGCCGAAAAGAUCCGGUUGGUUUGGGAAAAACGAUUUCUUCGGUAUUUCCCAUCCGGGUAGUAGUGUUUUCAAAACAUUCAACGGAACGUGGAGUACACUGGCACUGCGCUUCCUGUACACUCUUUCCCCGCACGAUGCAGGUUUACGAUUCGUUUGGCAGAAUAAAGAGUUCCAUCUGCCGUGUGCAUCCGGUGCGUCUUGCCCACCGAUGCCACAGCGUGGUGAAAUUUUAAUAUUUUUCACACCCGUGCGGGUUUCCACCUGGGUCGAUGGAGUCCUGACGCAAGAGACGCUUCUCGAGCAAGGCGCAGUUGAGGUGGCGCGGAUUUUUGAACUACACCUUUCGAAAGCAACUCAAAUUCGAGAAUUUAUUGAAAUGUAUGAUCCAACUGUUAAAGUUACUUACCGCAGUCUGUCGGGCCAACCAACACAGAUGCUCGUGUAUGAGGACCACAAUACGAUGCGCGUACGGGAGAUCCUUUACGAUGAAAUCGAACGGCCAAUUCUGCAAACAAAAUGGACAAAAGUGCGCAAUGAAACCGAUGCUCACAUGUUUGGUUAUUAUGAAAAUUUCAUUCAAGAAUUCCACAACACGACGCGCCAGCUGACUGGCCUGGUGGCAACGCUUAAUCCAACCUGUGGAGGGUUCCCUUACACACACACCGUUUACGACAAAAAUCCUACGGAAAACAAACUGAAGCAAGGAUUGCCCGGCAAGGAUUACACCAUCAAUGGGAAGUACAUGCGAGGCUACACGAACGUACCGUACAAUUUCUUUCUGAGCAGCCUUUUCCCGGAGCAGAAAGGCUUCCAUCAUAAAGCUGUACAUUUCCCGGGUGGAGCCGUUCGGGUGACCAUCGAAAAUGAAGAAGGCACCAAAGUGGCAAAAUAUUCUAAGGUGGGUAAUUACGAGCAUAGGCUAAAUACCUGGCGGUAUGGGAAGAACAACCAACUGCAACAGGAACUACCACCCAUGUAUCACUACAUGGCACAAACCUCAACAAUGAAUAGUCGUGAUGCGUUCUUCGGUGCCAACUACACGGCUGAACAAACGGCAUUACAGCAACAGUGGGAGGAUCGUUACGAUUACGAUGAUGCAAACAGACUGGUCCGGAAACGUACACCCGAUGGAGGUAUCUUUCAAUACCUUUACGAUAAGCAAGGCAUCCUUCGAUUCAGCCUGCACAAAGAUCACAACGAAACGCUUGAUCGCGUAAUACACUUUACGUACGUUGCGGAUGAUAAAGUGACGCGUGAAGCGCUGGUGCAGCUCAACGAAACCGAAUGUGUGGCGCUGACCAACAGUGGAAUACCACCCAAUUCUACCAACUUCAUCGAUUCGUUGUACGGAGAGCAUGACAAAGAUCCGAACAUGCGCUAUCGAUCGAAAUUUUCUUCCCGACGCAUCGACAACGAUCAAAUGACCGAGUUUAUGGUGUUUGAUGAAAGCAAAAAACUGCUGAAAAAAGUGUUCGUCAUCAACACGAUCAACACAUCGUACUCGAUCGACUACCAGUAUGAGAAUGAUAAGCUACGAUCGAUCAAGUAUCCGAUCGGCGCUGGAGAUGAACCGUUCACGUUUAUCUACGAUCGCAACGGUUACGGGGAAGUUACUUCCAUUCGCGAAUCAACCAUGGAUGCACCGAUGUUCGAAUUUACGUACAACGCGGAUGGCAUGGUAGAGACGAUGAAGGUACGCACAGACGCGAAGCAUAUGUUCCAGAGGAACUUCACCUACAACGAGCCAGGCUUUUUAGUGAGGCUCGAGGAUGAUUAUUUGUCGGAAAGCGUUAGCUAUCUGGAAACUGAUUCGUACGGGCAGGAUUCCUACACUCCCAUCUAUGAGGGUCUCAUAUCGAAGACAAUGUUUACUGCUCACUGGCAAAAGUCGGCCAGUCCGCUACGCAACGGUAUCUACCCGGAGUACUUCAUCUCGUCUACCAUGGACCGCAAACGAGCAGCAUUCUGCACUGAAGUGUUACGGCGUGCAGGCUACAUCGACGAAAACAGCCUUGUGAACAGGACGUUCUAUGGUGAGCAGGAUGACGAUUUACCGUUUGAGUGUGGAAAACGAAUCGUGACGCGACAUUUAUCAGCGGUGCUGAGUAGCAAAAGCAUCCCCUACCAAUAUGGCCAUCGAUAUGACUAUGACGAUCAUGAUCAGUUGAUUAAGGGCAAAUAUUUCCACGGGCUGGAGGAGUUGGCACUGUCUCCGCUGACACACCGCUCAUUCUCGAAAGCGAUAAAGGGAGUUGAUGAAGAGACAUCGAAAAAGAUUUGGGAUAUAUUGCGCACGAAAUCGUACCUCACGAUGGACUGUACCAAUCCCAAUCUGUGUCACGGACGCGAAGGGUCCAAGUCCAUUUUCAGCGAUUUCAUUCGGCAGCAUCGCUACAGCCAGCAUUUGAAGACCAUGCUAUCGAAGGCGAUAGCGGCAAGGAAAGGACUCAAUAAGAGCGAGUUCGAACAGAAAUGUAAUCGGUGGAUUGAGGGAUCGAACAUGAUAACGCAGGUGUGCACAAAACUCCAGCAGUCAUUAGCCAACGAAAAGAUCAUAGGAGAUGGCGAUCAACACCCUCUAGAGGCACUGCAUGCUGAGUUCCAAGAUGCCUUGAUACAAUACAAGAACCAUAUCCCAGACAUUGUUGGUGUGCUCCAUCAUCAUUUCGCGACUGCCCUGGGACGUUCGGCCGCAGACGUGCAAUCGUACGAAAUUGAUGCCAACGGGAAUCAUCGGAAGUUUUAUACGGGAUUCGCUCGGUAUCGCUUGGAGUACCGCCCAGGAACGAACAAGAUCACCAAAGUAUACCGACAACGGUUUGAUCGGGUGCAGCGCACUGAAGAGCAGUUCCCCAUGGAGCACGACGGUGAUGGCGCUGUCAUCAAGGCGGAGCACAAAGGUAUUAAGCACAUGGAGUACGACAAGCUGUUGCAACGUGUCAGUAAAAUAGAGAUGAUGGACGAACGGAAGUUGUUGUACCAGUACGAUGUGCGCGGCGAACGGACCUUCAAGCAGGUGCUGGAUAAAGAUGGAAAGGUUAUGAGUGAAAAGUAUUACAUACGUGAUGCGAAUGGAUUGGUGCUGAUGGACAUGGAUAUGGUGUAUCUGGCGAAGGAUCAACCACCGGACGUUCGGGUGACCAGUUACAUUUACAAGGACCAGCAGCUGAUUGGGUUCUUGCGCAAUGAUAAGCUGUACGGAGUGAUCACGGAUCACGAAGGAUCGGUCCGGGUGGUGGUGACCGGUGGCGAAGUUGUUGCGGCCUACGAUUACCUUCCCUAUGGACAGAUAUUCCGACGCUUCGGCACCGAUCUCGAUGGGCAGCUCUCGUAUCUGUACACGGGACAGGAGUGGGAACCGGAGACGGGUCUGUACAACUAUCGCGCUCGACUGUACGAUCCCGACAUUGGUAGGUUCUAUCAGAUGGAUCCGAAGGAGCAGUAUCCGAGUCCGUACGUGUAUGCCGGGAAUUCACCAGUUGCUCUCAUCGAUCCGGACGGUGAGCUUGCUUUUGCGAUUAGUUGUAUUGUAAUGGCCAUAAUUGGUGCUUACAUCGGUGCUGCAUCGGCAGGCAAAUCUUGGAAUCCUUUGGAAUGGAACUGGAAGUCCAAAUCUCUCUGGCUAGGAAUGAUUGGAGGGGCUUUAACCGGACUUUCCAUUCCGUACAACUUGACCGCAUCGAUAGCGUACUUCGUCGGCAUGGGUCUAUCACUGUCUGCCUCGAUCGGUAUCAUGAUCGGUUCAGGUAUAACGUUCGGAUACUUUGCUAUGGCUGCAGCGAGCGGUUCCUGGGAUCCACGAAACUUUGAUUUAUCUAGCCCCGGCACUUGGAACGCACUGUUGGGAGGUAUUGCAACGUCAGCUUUCAUCGUAACCAAUCCAAACACGUUGAUAAGCACCUUCCGUUCGAUCAGCAGCACUCUAGGUAGAGCUCUCUUCGUCGUUUCGCAUGUGGCAAUGACUGUGACCUUCGCCUAUUUGUUUGGUGCACUAAAGAUGGGCGGCGAAUUCGACGUACGAAAGUGGGAUUUUACCAACCCAGCAAUAUACUUCGGCAUGCUUGAGGGGUACAUUUCGGCCUCCUUCGCAACAACGAUCGUUCGCAACAUUCCGCGUUUAAUAAAGAAGUACGGCAAGAAGAUAGAAACCGGGCUCGAUCGGUUCGCCGAAACGGAGGUCUACUUUCGAGCGAAGCGGCUCAUGCAAGGCGAUUGGUCAACGAAGCUUGCCAACGCAAGGCACUUCAUGGCGGCGAAUGCGCAAGCGAUUGGCAAUCUGCAGCGCGGUGUAAUACCAAUCGCAUUUUACACCUUCUUUGUGACGUUGCGUAUGGCGGACAGUUACGAGAACAGUGCCAUUCCGGGAUUUUCGGUGUUUCUGCAAAUUCUUCAAACCGCGGUUAUGACGAAAGGAUUUACCAAUCGCGUAGUGAAGCCACUUAUGCCGAAUAGAGUUAACGCACCGCUAGCGCUACGCCUAGAGGCUGUACCCUUGCACGAUAACUUCUCCACGAGAUACAGCUCCUCAGGGGCUGACUCUUUGGGAAGCUUCUUCCAACGCUAUCUUCACGUUCCUUUUGAAUGGUUCUUCCUGCACACGGAAAACGCACACCGCCAGGAACAUUCUUUCGCAGGCACAAUAGACAACUACAAAAAACACUACCGGCACACGUCGAAACACAGCACGAUCGAAAACUGUCAUCCAAUGGCAGAUGAAAGCGGAAACGGAAAGAUUUACGCUUCCUGCUAUUCCCAUCGCUCGGUCAUAACUAUUUAUCCUAAGGAUGAUUCUAUGCUGGACAAGUCCGACACCUAUCGAAACUGUGUUCCGUUGACAUUCAAUAGCAUCCCAGCCAUUUCAUGUGAUGGUGAACGUUCAACACUGCUUGCUAUUCAGCUGGAACCUGCUAAAAUGUUCGACUACGUGGAUGGUUGGCUGUUGCUAGCACGUGUGGCACCAGCCGCGGUUCGAGAAAUGAAGCGAAUCUUUCAAAACCUGUUUGCACUGGGAAUUAAUUCGAAGUGUAAAACAAAGGAUCCACUGGAAAAGCGUGUCAGCGUAGGGGAAUCAAUGAAGAAAACAAUACACGAAUUGCAACUUCUGUACAACAAGUCUGUAACCAACGGUUGGAAAAUGGAUUGGUUCUGUGCCAUGCUGAAGGACCUAGACGAAGAUGUGCAAGAAUACUUGCAGCACGGACACGGAAAUGGCAAUAUGUUGUUGGAACGUUUGGCCGCGUUGCACAGUGAUGCACAGGAAGAAAUCGAGAUGCACGAAGCAAGGAUGACGGUGGGACAGGUUGCUCAAUUUACUAAAUUCCUCGGAGUUCAUGCUGGAUCUACCGUAUCCUUCGAAGAAUUUGUUCCUAUAAACGAUACUGCCAGCUACUGUUCUCGUUCGACAGACCUUUAUCUACGAUCGAUUUAA